Perca flavescens (yellow perch) is the source of this 780-nucleotide messenger RNA. RefSeq names its product regulator of G protein signaling 9 binding protein (gene rgs9bp). The transcript has 3 exons. The record is from RefSeq and is a predicted model, not a curated record. NCBI's taxonomy places the organism in Eukaryota, Metazoa, Chordata, Actinopteri, Perciformes, Percidae. Bases 1 to 780 code for a protein of 259 amino acids.
AUGCCACUUGUAAAUAACAAAGUAGGCGACGAUUGCACAUUAGGCACAGACAAGGCUUUGGUUGAUGGAAAGGCUCAGGUGGAUUCUUUGAUAAAGGUGGUGGCAUGUUACCGGCACUUGGCCUCGUGUGUCGGUGGUUGCACCGACAGCUUGCAGCUGCGGGAUGAGUUGCGGCAAACACGAGAAAAGGCCCUAAAGUUGUCCGUGUCCAUCUGUAAUCAUCUGACCUCACAUCUCCGGAACAAGAGCCUGCCCGAGGGGCAGCGGAAGGAGAUGGAGCUCCUGUGGGUGGCCUUCUCCUCCAGCCUAGAGCUCCUCCACGUGGACAUGUGCAAAGUUUUCAACAUCAGUGACAUCUUCUCACUGGCCAACACUGAUGCCCUGGUGCAAACUGGCCUACAAGGAGGAGGCAGUGAGGUAGCAGCCCGAGCACUCAGUCUGCCAGACCUGAACCUAGCUCCGAACCCAACCCUCCCUGCUGGGCUGGAGAGCCAGGAGCGCAGCACCAUGGAGCAGGAGAUCAGCCAAAUGGACCACAUGAUCGAUGACAUGGAGAUGAAAGUGAACGUGAUGCGCUGGAUGGUGGAGUCCCAUGGGUCCCAGCACGCAGAGGUGCUCAGCAGCAGCGACAGCGCCUCCCUGGCUCUGCUCUCAGUGGAUGAGGAGCAGCCUGGACACCAGCCUCCGUGCCAGCGCAGUCACAUCCAUGUGCUCGUAUUGCUGUUUGCUGUUGUUUUGGUUGCAGCCACUUUAUCUGUUUGUAUAAUCUUUUUCACAUGA